AUGAUCCUGACACUGCUGCUCAGCGUCGGGGGGCCCCUGGGCUGGGGGCUGCUGGGGGCCUGGGCCCAGGUCCCCAGUACCAGGUUCUCCGAUCCACACAGCCCCAGGCCACCUGGGGUCUGGAGGGCAGAGGCUGAGGACGGGGACCCCGUCAGACGUAACUGGUGUCCCUACCAGAAGUCCAGGCUGGUCACCUUCGUAGCUGCUUGCAAAACAGAGAAAUUCCUCGUCCACUCACAGCAGCCAUGUCCACACGAGGCUCCGGACUGCCAGAAAGUGAAAGUCAUGUACCGCGUGGCCCACAAGCCGGUGUACCAGGUCAAGCAGAAGGUGCUGGCCUCCGUGGCGUGGAGGUGCUGCCCGGGCUUUGGGGGACCCGACUGCCAGCACCACGAUCCCAGGGUGAUCCCUGAGCCUGAAGAUCCAGGUGAUAGCCUCCAGGAGCCUUGGGAUGGGCCAGUUGACUUUGAACCUGGCCACCGGGAUGCAGAGAUCAGCAACAUGGUGGAGCAGCAGGAACGCCGGCUGGGAGAUCUCCAGAAUGACAUUCACCAGGUGGCAGACAGCCUCCCAGGCCUAUGGAAGGCCCUGGCAAGCAACCUCACAGGGGCAAUAACUGAGGCAAAUCAGACAGAGCUUGAGUUUCCCGGCAGAUCCUUGGAGCAAGUGCUACUGCCCCACAUCAACACCUUCCUGCAAGGACAUCUCAAUCCCAUGUGGAGAAGCUUCAACCAAAGCCUGCACAGCCUCUCCCAGGCCAUAAGAAACUUAUCUCUUGAUGUGGAGGCCAACCGACAGGCCCUCAAGAAGGUCCAGGAGAGCUCUGUGGCCAGAGCUGACUUCCAGGAUCUUGGUGCCAAAUUUGAGACCAAGGUCCAGGAGAACGCCCAGAGGGUGGGCCAGCUACGGCAGGAUGUGGAGGGCCACCUGCAUGCCCAGCACCUGUCCCUGCACCAGUCCCUCUUGGAGGUCCAGACCGAUGUGGACACCAAGCUGAAGAAGCUCCUUAAGGCCCAGGAGUCCCCGGGGGUCAAUGGCAGCCUGGUCCUGGUGGCAGCAGGGGCAGCAGCGAGGCCGGAACCAGAGAGCCUGCAGGCCAGGCUGGGUCAGCUGCAGAGGAACCUCUCUGCACUGCAUGUGGCCACUGCCCACAGGGAAGAGGAGUUACAGAGCACCCUCACAGACAUGAAGGCUACCCUGGCCCAGCACGUGGAUGAGAUCAAGGAGCUGUAUUUGGAAUCCGAUGACACCUACGAACAGAUCAGCAAGGUAGAGCGGCAGGUGCAGGAGCUUCAGGUGAACCACACAGCGCUGCGCGAGCUGCGGGUGAUCCUGAUGGAGAAGUCACUGAUCAUGGAGGAGAACAAGGAGGACAUGGAGCGGCAGCUCCUGGAGCUCAACCUCACCCUCCAGCACCUGCAGGGCGGCCACGCAGACCUCAUCAAGUACGUCAAGGACUGCAACUGCCAGAAACUCUACUUUGACCUGGAUGUCAUCCGGGAGGGCCAGCGGGACACCACGCGUGCCCUGGAAGAGACCCAGGUGAGCCUGGACGAGCGGCGCCAGCGGGACGGAUCCUCCCUGCAGGCCCUGAGCAGCACGGUGGCCGCCCUGUCGCUGGCGGUGGAUGCGCACCGGGAGGCGGCCGAGCGGGCGCGGGCCGACGCGGCGCGGCUCCGGAGUCAGCUGCGCACGCUGGGCAGCGAGGUGAGCGCGCUGCGGGCCGCUGAGACCGAGAUGAGACGCGAGAUCCGCCGGCUGCACGGCUCCUUCGCGGCCCUGCUGGAGGACGCGCUGCGGCACGAGGCCGUGCUGGCUGCCCUCUUCGGGGAGGAGGUGAUGGAAGAUAUGUCCGAGGAGGCGCCCAGCCCGCUGCCCCUGCGCUACGAGCAGAUCCGCACCGCCCUGCUGGACGCGGCCAGUGGGCUGCAGGAGCAGGCCCUCGGCUGGGACGCGCUGGCCGCGCGGGUGACAGCCCUGGAACAGGCCGUGGGGACCAGCGGGCAGGCCGAGCGCCUGGAGCCCAAUCGGGACGCGUCGCCAGCGGCGGCCGGCGGGCCUGAUCUGGCUGGGCUAGCGCGGGAGCUCCAGCGCCUGAGCUCCCACAUGGAGCGCGUGGGAGGGUGCUGCGAGGCUUCCUGGGCCUCCUCCUUCAACAGCUCCCUCGAGGGCCUUCGCGGGGAGCUCUCCACCACUGAGCGCGGCUUGCAGCGGUACCAGCGCCUCUUCCACAGCCUCUUUGGGAACUUUCAAGAACUCUUGGUAGCCAACGUCAGCCUGGACCUGGGGAAGCUGCAGGCCAUACUGAGCAGGAAAGGGAAGAAGCAGCAGAAAGGUCUGGAAGCUCCCAGGAGGAGGGAACAGAAGCAAGUGGAGUCUUUGGAGGAUGUGCAUGUCAAAGGACCGGUGCUCUGGGAUGCAGGCUCCCCUGUGGCCUUCUACGCCAGCUUUUCAGAAGGGACAGAUGCUCUGCAGACAGUGAAGUUCAACACUACUUACAUCAACAUCGGCAGCAGCUACUUCCCUGAACAUGGCUAUUUUCGAGCCUCUGAGCGUGGGGUCUAUCUAUUUGCAGUGAGCAUUGAAUUCGGUCCGGGGCCAGGCACCGGGCAGCUGGUGUUUGGAGGUCACCGUCGGACCCCUGUCUAUACCACCGAGGAGCAGAGGGGUGGGAGCCCAGCAACGACCUUUGCCAUGGCUGAGCUGCAAAAGGGUGAGAGAGUAUGGUUUCAGCUAACCCAGGGAUCAAUAAUGAAGAGAAGCCCUCCAGGCACGGCAUUCGGAGGCUUCCUGAUAUUCAAGACCUGAGUACCAGGCACAGCUCUGACCAGACAUUGUGGACUUAUCCAGCUCACCUUGGCCUGGGGCUCAGGCCAGGGUUGGUCUGGAGACCAUGCAGUUGGUCUAGCUCUUCCCUGGAAACCUUCUGCAAAGACAACGUGGUAUUUGUGGCCUCCCUCUCGACGCACUGGGUCUGGCUGUUUCUUGACGAUGAGAACGACUGGAAUGCUUCUCUCUGGGCAGGACUUGGUCCGGGGACAUGUGACCCUUGGGUUCGCGUGCCUUCCGAGGCAGCAUGGCUUGGAUUCCUGCUCUUGCCCGUACCCUGUGUUCUAUAGCUUCUUUGGUGUUUUGCUCCUCCUGUGGUUGGAAACUUCCAUAUAACACUUUAAACCUUUCUCUUGCUUCCUCUUCACCUUCAUCUUAUGCUAGAAAAUCAUUCUUUCCUAGAAAUAAUAUGUUUAAAUGGAAGUGACAUUUUGCACAAUAUUGGAAGCCAGUCUCCACCCACUGCAGGGCAGUAGGAGAAAACCAACCUGUUUUGGUAUCUGUCAGUCAAAAAUGGAGACGAAGACCUGGUUGAGCUAACCAAGGGAAACAAACUCAGUAUCUUUUCCUUAGUUUCACUCCUUCCUUGAAUGUAUCUGUACCUUUACUUCUUUUUCUCCUUGCCUCAUGCAGGGUAAAGGCCAAGACAUGCCAAACACCAACUAAAAUGUGUAUAGCCUUCACCUUUUUUGCUUCCUCCAAUAGCUUAUGACCACCCUAGUUCUUAUUAGCAUUUCUAACCAGGAAGGGAGCUGAGGGAAGAGAAGGAAGACUGUAAAAAUCUCCCUCAACAAUUAUCAACUUUGGAAUAAAGUGAAGUCCUUCAGAUCUCUGCCUGGUUUGCAGAGCAAACCAGGAUGGCGAGCAAAAGGAUUUGGUAAAGUAGGUAGAAAUUUGGGACAAAAUCAAACUAUUUGGUGUGUGAUUUUCAUUACUCCAGGCUAUAUGUGACUUCACAAUUCCAGUUAAUCCUACAUAAAACACUCAGAGGCUUCCACAGUAUCCACAAGCAUGCUGGAUUAGACAGUACAGCUUAGAGUUGUGCUUAUUCCUACAAUAUCAAUAUAUGGUUUUCAAAAAAUUACAGGUCCUGACGCAAACAGGCUUGAGAAAGCAGUCAUCUACUUGUCAGGAAACAUUUUUAUUUUGGUAGUAGGUAUUCAGUAUUUGUUGACUAUACCUCUCUCCAUAAGGAAAUCAGAUUGGUGUGGGUGAGGAAAAAGGACAGAGUUGGUUGUCAGGGUUUCCAGCCCUUCUCAUUGUUUCCCUGGGCUAAUGGAUUCAAAGAAUUGUCCCUUAGAAUUUAUUUACCACUAAGCUUGGUGUGCUUGAGGUGCUAAAAUAUUCGUGUUAAAAGGAACAAUAUGCCAGGCCACUCUGCCACUGACGGUUUGACCUUGGGGUAAAUCACGACCUCUCUUGAACGUCUCCAUCUGUAGUAUGAGGUGGUUAGUCUAACAGCUCUAAGUAUCCUGGUAUUUUAUUUUCUUGACCACAGGUUUGGCUCUUGCCUACCUGCCCUUCCCUCUGGCCAGGGCCUCCUGCCCAGUACAGCUCAGCUACAAGACCAAUCCUGACCCAAGGCGUGAUGUAUCUGGGCCACUCCUGACCAAAGGUUGGAAAGCCAGUACCAGGUCACCCUUGCUGCUAGAAAGACAAUGCUGUGUCUUCUUUCUGCUCAGUCCUGCUAUUACUGGUCAGGCUGUACUGAUGACUAAAUGGAAACAUGCGGGUAAUACAGUCUUAUCAUUUAAGACUUUCAUUUGGAAUUUACUGCAUAUAAUAAGCAGAGUGAAUUGAUCUCCUCUGUAACGGGCACAUGUCCUGCAACCCUCAAAUGGCUGGUGCUAUUCAAUAGGGAGGUUAUAAAUGAAAGUGCUAACUGUUACGUAAACUGCCAGCAGCAUGGAUAAGUCACUCCAGAAUUUUCUGGGGUGAGAACUAGAGAGACAAUGGUUCUUUUAAAUAGGGUGCUUUCAAUGCAAAUUUCACAAAACCUUAAUGUCAAGUUUAAGUGUAAAUUUUCUGUUUAAACACUUCAGUAACUAGGACCCCAGAUUAACAAGAAUUCUGAAGUUCAUUUGAUAGAUUUCUUAUCUCCAUUAAUAUCUCUGGGUGGAGAAUCUGUUUGAGUGCCACCCCAAGUAGACCCCCCAUUACCCAGGCAUCCAGAACAAGACAAUGACUGAGCACAGAGUGGUAUCAGACUUUCCCAAACCCGAUGGAAAAAAAAUACACACAAAAAUACUCCAAAAUAUCAUUGAAAAACAAGAAAGAGUACCAUAAGCAGGUCAGGAAAUUUUAGUAAUUCCUGGAAAAUAGGAAGUAGAAGGGAGCAAGUAGAAAAUGGAACAGCAAUAGGAAAUCAUAACUCAAAACAUUUGGGAGAUGGGAGUGAUUUCAUGGGAGCCCCAAACUCAAACUCAGCCCCUAACACACCCGGAGGUGUCCGUGGAGGAGAGGUAGUCAAGGCAGUGGGCAGUCAGUCCCAGCUGCCCCUUGUCUGAGCUAAGCAGCCGGCAGCAGUGGCCUCUGUUUUGAGUUAGAGCAGUGCCUGUCAAUCCCGAGCUCUCAGUUACAGGGCAGCUACUGACACUUGGAGGUAAGAACCUCCCACACCCAGAAGACACAUGUAACCUUAUCACAAUCAAAACUCCCAGGAGUGAAUCUAGAGCUGUCUCCACAAACUAAUAAAUGUCAAAAUAACUCCUUAUUUCAGAAACACCGUGACGAGGAUAUAUGGUCUAUAAAAAAUGCUUCUCAAAACUCCCUUUCCUCUCAUACUCUGAAGCUCCUCUGGUCUCCCAUGACAUUUCUCUCGAAAACAUCACAAACUCCUCUCCCAGCACUAGCCUGAGCACCAUUCCUCUAUCCUCCUUCAUCAAGAAAGUUCCCCCAAACCUGGCCCAACAAUGACAAAACUCUUUUCUGGGGAAGGGGAAAGGUAAACAAGCAGAGUGAGGAAAGCCUGAAUCCUCUUGAGUAGGUAAGAAGAGAGGAAAGGAUUACUUAUUUUUGCUCUAACAGCUAGUCCCAUCACUCCUUGAUAAAAACAGGAAGCCGAGGAACACAGAACUGGGGUGAGCAGGGGUUGACGAAUACACAGAUGAGCAACUACCCCAAACUGCUAAACAUUUGUGGAAAACUAGUCUCAUGGACAAGAGGUUCCAAACUGAACAAACUGAAAACUUUGGAAUAUAUAAACCUAUAGAAACAAUACAGGAAACUGGAAAUGUAAAUUGAUUAUUUGCCACCCAGAUCCUGGUUUCCAAAUAUCAUCCUCCCUAAAAGGAACCAAAGUGCCUUGCAGAAAUGGCUGACUCAAUGGCAGGGGCAAGGAAAGUACCAGAUGAGCUUGGAACAUCUUCAUGUGCCCCAAAGUAAGAAGUGCUCAAAAAUGAUGGGCACAGUCAAAAGGACUCAGGCGCCACCUUGAUGAACUCCCAGUAGCCAAGUCUAGGUCAAUUUGAGCAUCAACACAAAAAAUGACCUAAUAGACUUUAACUUAUUGAAUAAGAGUCCAUACUGAUAAUAAAAAAUAAAAGAGAACAGAAGACUUAUUCCUUGUAGCAGAAUGCCAAUUAAUAAAUGUAAUAAUGGAAUCGGAAAAUCACCACUUUGUAGCCACUGAAUUCAGGUAGAAGUUAUCAACAGGCACGCUAAAACACAGUCUCAAAGUAUCUCUCAUAACAUACUAAUUACAAAGGCAAAACAGUAACUUCACAGUAGGGAAACUAGGUAUCACCUUAAACAAUCGACAAUGACACCAUCAGUAACAAGACACACUGACAAUGUGGCCUCCUGGUGGGAUGCCUUGAGGACACAAACUUCAUGUCCACAAAAUCACUGGCCUUUACUCUAGAAAAUGUUGGUAUAGAAAGAGACAAAGCUGGAGAAUUGUUUCAGAUUAAAGGAGAAUAAGGAAACAGGACACCUAAAUGCAAUGCAAGAUUCUAGGCAGACUCUGGACCAGGAAAAUGUGCUCAAGGACUUUACUGGAACAACUAGCAAAACUUGAAUAAGGUCUGCAGACUAUGGUAUUGCUGAUAAUUGUUAUGGUAUGUUAACUUUCCUGAUUUUGAAAAUUGUACAUAAUUGGUUAUGUUAAUUACCUGAAGUAUUCAGGGAUAAAGAGGCAUGAGCUCUGUAAUUUACUCCAACUAGUUCAGAAAAAAGUAUGUGUAUGUAUGUGUUUGUACACAGACAUUCCAAGAUGAGCCUUUGUAAUUCGUGAAUACACACAGAAUGACAAAGCAAUUGUGACAAAAUGUAAGUUUAUGAAUCUGGAUGAAGGGUAAAUGGCAUUCUUUAUACUAUUUUUGCAACUUUUCUGGAAGUUUGAAAUUUUUUCAAAAUACAAAUAAAGUUAAAAUCUGGUUGUUGAAAUAAAACACUCAGUAG
This is a messenger RNA of Physeter macrocephalus (sperm whale), 7230 nucleotides long. RefSeq names its product multimerin 2 (gene MMRN2). NCBI's taxonomy places the organism in Eukaryota, Metazoa, Chordata, Mammalia, Artiodactyla, Physeteridae. The record is from RefSeq and is a predicted model, not a curated record. The transcript has 7 exons. Gene Ontology annotation, molecular function: protein binding. Bases 1 to 2808 code for a protein of 935 amino acids.